Messenger RNA from Salvelinus fontinalis (brook trout), 4095 nucleotides. It is a transcript of the gene nat10, whose product is annotated as N-acetyltransferase 10. Gene Ontology annotation, biological process: rRNA acetylation involved in maturation of SSU-rRNA. The record is from RefSeq and is a predicted model, not a curated record. The coding region runs from base 176 to 3286 and encodes 1036 amino acids. Gene Ontology annotation, molecular function: ATP binding; tRNA binding; 18S rRNA cytidine N-acetyltransferase activity. Gene Ontology annotation, cellular component: 90S preribosome; nucleolus. Lineage: Eukaryota; Metazoa; Chordata; Actinopteri; Salmoniformes; Salmonidae. The transcript is spliced from 27 exons.
UCUGACGUCAUACCAGGGUCCUGCAAAACCGCCGUCCCCACGUGAGUUUAUCGGCAUGAUGGCUGCAUGUAAACUAAACUAACUGCUUCCAGUGUUUUGUCGUGUUUUCAUCUACAUUCAUUCGUUUUAUCCGGAUUAAACACCAGUGGGUUUACUAACUACGUCAGGGACCACCAUGGCAACAUUUCGGAAGAAGAUAGAUAACAGGAUCCGUGUCCAGAUAGAUAAUGGCGUUUCCGAGCAACACCGCACCAUGUUCGUGGUGGUCGGGGACCAUGGCAGAGACCAGGUUGUCAUCCUGCACCACAUGCUGUCCAAAGCCGCAGUCAGAGCCAGACCAUCUGUCCUCUGGUGCUAUAAGAAAGAGCUGGGCUUCAGCAGUAACCGAAAGAAGCGCAUGCGUCAGCUCCAGAAGAAGAUCAAGACCGGCACCCUGAACAUUAAGCAAGACGACCCCUUUGAGCUGUUUGUCGCUGCCACGAACAUCCGCUACUGCUACUACAACGAGACACACAAGAUUCUUGGAAACACGUACGGCAUGUGCGUCCUGCAGGACUUUGAGGCUCUCACUCCCAAUCUCCUGGCUCGAACUGUGGAGACUGUGGAAGGCGGAGGGAUCGUGGUGAUUCUUCUCAGGACGGUCAACUCACUCAAGCAGCUGUACACAAUGACUAUGGAUGUUCAUUCUCGCUACAGGACCGAGGCCCAUCAGGACGUGGUGGGAAGGUUCAAUGAGAGGUUCAUCCUAUCUCUGUCGUCCUGUAAGACGUGCGUUGUCAUUGACGACCAGCUCAACGUCCUGCCCAUCUCCAGCCACAUUGCCAACAUCAAGCCUGUUCCUCCCAAGACUCAGGAGGACAGUCUUUCGCCACUGGAACAGGAGCUGAAGGAGUUAAAGGAGUCUCUACAGGACACGCAGCCUGUUGGUGUGCUGGUGGACAGCUGCAAGACCAUGGACCAGGCCAAGGCGGUGCUGAAGUUCAUCGAGGCCAUCUCAGAGAAGACCCUGCGGAGCACUGUGGCUCUGACUGCAGCUAGAGGCAGGGGCAAGUCUGCAGCGCUGGGACUGGCUGUGGCUGGGGCUGUGGCAUUUGGCUACUCCAACAUCUUCAUCACCUCCCCCAGCCCAGACAACCUGCACACUCUGUUUGAAUUCAUCUUCAAAGGCUUCGAUGCCCUUCAAUACCAGGAGCACCUGGACUAUGAGAUCAUCCAGUCUCUGAACCCUGAGUUCAGCAAGGCUGUGGUUCGAGUCAACAUCUUUAAGGAGCAUAGACAGACGAUUCAGUACAUCCACCCAGCUGAUUCAGUUAAGCUGGGUCAGGCUGAGCUGCUGGUGAUAGAUGAGGCUGCAGCCAUCCCCCUUCCUCUGGUCAAGAAGCUGCUCGGACCAUACCUGGUCUUCAUGGCCUCCACCAUCAACGGGUAUGAGGGCACUGGUCGUUCUCUCUCCCUGAAGUUGAUCCAACAGUUGAGGCAGCAGAGUUCAGAGAGCCAGCAGAGUCUGUCAGCAGAGAACAGGAGCACCAACACAGCCAGGCUAAAUGCAGCUCGCUCCCUCCAAGAGGUGUCCCUCCAUGAGUCCAUCCGUUAUGCCAUGGGAGACCCUGUAGAGAAGUGGCUCAACGAGCUGCUGUGUCUGGACUGUCUAAACAUCCCCAGAGUCAUCUCUGGCUGCCCCCUGCCACAGACCUGCGACCUAUACUAUGUGAACAGAGACACACUGUUCUGCUACCACAAGGCAUCUGAGGCCUUCCUACAGAGACUCAUGGCUCUCUAUGUGGCUUCGCACUACAAGAACUCUCCCAACGACCUGCAGAUGUUGUCAGACGCCCCGGCACAUCACCUCUUCUGCCUACUGCCUCCUGUUCCUCCCAAACAGAACUCACUGCCAGAGGUCCUGGCUGUCAUACAGGUGUGUCUGGAAGGAGAGAUCUCUCGUCAGUCCAUCCUCAACAGUCUGUCCAGAGGAAAGAAGGCUUCCGGUGACCUCAUCCCCUGGACCGUGUCAGAGCAGUUCCAAGACCCAGAGUUUGGCAGUCUGUCUGGAGGCAGGGUGGUGCGCAUCGCUGUCAACCCUGACUAUCAGGGGAUGGGUUAUGGCUCCAGAGCAGUGCAACAGUUACAGCUGUACUACGAGGGUCAGUUCCCCUACAUGGAUGAGAACGCGCAGACCGCUAACAGCCAGAUCACCUCUGUCACCAGCGAGGCGGUGAGCCUCCUGGAAGAGGUGUUGCACCCUAGGAAGGACCUCCCUCCUCUGCUUCUGAAGCUGAGUGAGAGGAGGGCCGAGAGACUAGAAUACCUGGGAGUAUCCUAUGGCCUCACACCUCCGCUGCUCAAGUUUUGGAAGAAAGCUGGUUUUGUCCCUGUCUAUUUGCGGCAAACCCCUAAUGACCUGACGGGGGAGCACUCAUUGGUGAUGUUGAAGGAGCUCAACACGGCGGAGGCUCCCGAACAGGGCCAGUGGCUGUCCGCCUUCUGGAAAGAUUUCCGUCGGCGCUUCCUGUCUCUGCUCUCCUACCAGUUCAGCAGCUUCUCUCCCAGUAUGGCCCUCAACAUCCUGCAGAACAAGAGCGCCACCAAGACGGAUGCCAGCUCCGCCCUGAGCAGCUCUGAGCUGUCUGGUCAGUUCAGCCCCUAUGAUCUGAAGCGUCUGGAGAUGUACUCUAGGAACAUGGUGGACUACCACCUCAUCAUGGACCUCAUCCCUGCCGUGGCACGCAUGUUCUUCCUCAAACAGCUGGGAGACGUGACCCUGUCCGCCGCACAGUGUGCUCUGUUGCUAGGUGUGGGGCUGCAGCAUAAAUCAGUGGACCAGCUGGAGAAGGAGAUUGACCUGCCCAGCUCUCAGCUCAUGGGACUGUUCAACCGCCUCAUCAGGAAAGUAGUGCAGUUCUUCAACAGAAUCCAGGAGAAGGCCAUUGAGGCAGAGAUGGUUGUAUCUAAAGACAUCUCCAUGGAGCCCACGGUCAAAACCCUCAAUGAUGAUCUAGAUGAGGCAGCCAAAGAGUUCCAGGAGAAACACAAACAGGACAUGGAGAAGGUCAAGGAGAUGGACCUGCAACAGUACCUGAUCCGAGGAGAUCACGAGGAAUGGGACCAGGUGUUGAAGAAAGCAGGACAGACAGCUGUCGUCAGCAUAAAGAGCGACAAGAAGAGGAAGUAUGAGCAGCCGAGGCCAGACAAAAACGAGGGAGGAGAUACACGACACGGCAAACUGAAGAAGAAGAUGAAGAAGGGAGGAGGCAAGGAGAAGAACAAGUUUGAAAAGAGGCCGUUAUAGUGUAAAUUAUAGUUGUUUUUAUAUUAGCUUAAAGAUUUUUUUCAGAUCCACUUUACUAGUUUGUUUCAUAAAAACACUUCUAUUUCAUUUUUAUAUAAUUUAGUUUGUCUUAUGGACAGAAAGAAGGCUGGGAGACCUUGUCACUGGGGCAGCAAUGCACAAGCUGCUGGGUCAGGUCUUAGGUUGGGUUUAAUGGGAGAUUCAGCGAGAUGCCGUACGUAGAUGCACGACGUAAACCAUGGUAAUGGGUCCAUUUCCGCAACAACCAGGAGCGCUGAAGCGUGAUGCUUCUCCUCUGUAUUGUUCCCGUAGUUACCCGUGCGCAUGCCACAGAUACUCUGUUAGACUGUGAGAGCAGUCUUGCAUCAUGCAUCGUCUGAAUGGGCGCAGUUGAGCAGCCGCUUUUUUUCCCCGUGUUUUGCAUUUCGGGAUAGAAGUCGUCCGACUUGCACCAAAUUGUUGAUUGCAUGAACUUGACAAAAAUCAUGUGUUGAAAGGUCAUGGAGUUUUGACUGCAAGUUUCUGCAGUUUCAUCCUGCAGCCGCCGCCUGCAUUGUGGGAAGUUCUAUUGUCAACCAAUCAUUAGGGUGUUUUUGUUUGACCAAUGACGUGAAUGAAACAAACCAAUUUGCCAAGAGUAGAGAGAUGAAAUAUAUACAUUAUAUUUCCCAGAAUGUUUUAUUUAAGGCUCUCACUAAUUAAUUGUACAAUGUGUGAUAUGGGGGUUCAAAAUGUGUUCAUCUCGACAUUAUAAAGAAAGCCUUUUAUAAACACUGCAAUGUUGAUCAAACCUUGCUGUUGGAAAACCA